GUGCGGUCUGAGGCCACACAGCAGCUGCUCCACAGUCUCUCUCUUACGCAGUGUCUCGGAGGCAAAGUGGCAGCAUGGCCGCUCACAACCAACCCUCGCAGGACUUCAACAGAUGAAGAAACCAAUUUCUUUGAAUUUCUUUCUGCUUACAGCACCACAAAAAAAAAAAAAAAAAAACAGCUUCGGGAGACUACAUCUACUGUCGGCGGGAAUUCGUCUUUAUGCGCGGUGGUUGUUUUCGGCGGCGGCAGCAGCAGCAGUUCUUCAGCCUGGUUCGCCUGUCAAACUGCGUGCUUACAUCGACGCUAAGCUAGCUCAGCUGCUAGCUUGGCCGGUUUGUUUCGUUCGGAGCUGGUGCGUAGGUGAUGUUGUCCGUGCUGUCUUACGGUAGACUUGUUGCCAGAGCUGUCAUCGGCGGGCUUUCUCAGACAGACAGCCGCGACUACAGCCUGGUGACGGCGAGCUGCGGCUUCGGCAAAGACUUCCGCAGAGGCAUCCUGAAGAAAGGGAUGUGUUAUGGGGACGACGCGUGCUUCAUCGCCCGGCACAGGUCCGCCGAUGUUUUGGGUGUAGCAGAUGGAGUUGGUGGCUGGAGAGACUAUGGUGUGGACCCGUCGCAGUUUUCCAGUACACUGAUGAAGACGUGCGAGAGGCUGGUGAAGGAAGGACGAUUUGUCCCCAGCAACCCGGUGGGAGUCCUUACGACCAGCUACUACGAGCUACUACAGAACAAAGUGCCUCUACUGGGUAGCAGCACCGCCUGCAUCGUGGUGUUGGACAGGCAGAGUCACCAGCUGCACACAGCCAACCUGGGAGACUCGGGUUUCCUGGUGGUCCGGGGCGGGGAGGUGGUCCACCGCUCAGACGAACAGCAGCACUACUUUAACACACCCUUCCAGCUGUCCAUUGCUCCUCCCGGGGCGGAGGGAGCCGUGCUCAGCGACAGCCCAGAAUCUGCUGACAGCUCCUCCUUUGACGUGCAGCUAGGUGACAUAAUCCUCACCGCCACCGAUGGGCUGUUCGACAACAUGCCUGAUUAUAUGAUCCUCCAAGAGCUGAAAAAACUGAAGAACUCAAACUAUGAGAGCAUUCAGCAGACGGCCCGCAGCAUCGCAGAGCAAGCUCAUGUACUGGCAUAUGACCCCAACUACAUGUCACCUUUUGCACAGUUUGCAUGCGACAACGGACUGAAUGUCAGAGGAGGAAAGCCAGACGACAUCACAGUGCUGUUGUCCAUCGUGGCAGAAUACACAGACUAGAACCUGCAAGCCGGGACGUCGCUAAUCUGCCUCUGGAAGCGAUGAACUGCUUCAAUUCCUGCUGGCCAGGAUGUAGGUUUGACAUCUGAUGCUUCCUCCACAUCUACAGGAUCCACUCUGCUGAAGAGCCGACCCAAACGCCCUUUUUGUUCUCCCAUAAAAAGUACCGCCAGAUAGAGGUCAAAUUAUGCAAACGAGAGGCCUAAAACACACUUCUGUCUCAGUUGGACUGUUGGCAUCUUUGUAGUUUUCCACUGCUCACUUGCUAAUCCCAUUGCCAAGGAUCAGUAGUCAUUGGUUGGAAAUGAAGCAUCCAGUUUGAGGUCAAGUCCCUCUCUUUUCUGAUGGGAGGCUGGGGUGAGGAGAAAGUCCAGGCUAGGAUGUAGCCAACGGCUGCCGCCCGAGUCUCCAUAAGGGAAUAAAACGUUCUUAGGCGUACAGAGAGAAUGGCGGCUUUAGGGCUCAAUAACCAAGCUGCAGUUUGUAGAUGUUU
Poecilia latipinna (sailfin molly) is the source of this 1752-nucleotide messenger RNA. RefSeq names its product protein phosphatase targeting COQ7. Gene Ontology annotation, molecular function: protein serine/threonine phosphatase activity. The transcript has 6 exons. Bases 366 to 1259 code for a protein of 297 amino acids. Gene Ontology annotation, cellular component: mitochondrion. NCBI's taxonomy places the organism in Eukaryota, Metazoa, Chordata, Actinopteri, Cyprinodontiformes, Poeciliidae. Gene Ontology annotation, biological process: protein dephosphorylation. The record is from RefSeq and is a predicted model, not a curated record.